ACAACAUGAUAACGGACCCAGUAUAAGCUAAUGUACACCAACUUUCAAACAAAGGACCACCAUUCCCUUUAGGACGGCCUACAAGCCAGUUUGCUCCGAAGCCAAGCUGCUAAAAACAGAAAGAAGCCUGUUGCAAGUGAAGUUGAAAACGGCAGUUUAUUAGCGAAACAACGGCAAUGGGGAAGGGCGAAAUGAAGGUGCAAAACCGGAGACACAGCCGAGAUAUGGAGGAGUUCAGCGGCUGGCAGAUACUAUGGAAAAUGGGAAUGCCAUUAUUAUACGUCUUGGCUUUUCUCUCUGGCAUUGUCGGGAUCAUUUGCAAUGGUAUAAUCUCACACUACUGGUCAAACCUACUUACACCCAUGUGUUUCCUCUAUUCAAGGACGCCAAGCACCAUCGGAUAUACCUUCGGAAGUGCCGUCGCCAACUGCCACUGGGUGACUUAUGGUGCCACUGUGGGAGUCGUACUUUUAUUUCUCUGCGCUUUACUUUACUUCAUAAAGGUCCGUUCCAGUGACGACCCAGGCAUGUUUUUGUAUUUACUUUUGAUUUGCGUGGUUCUGGCAACGAUAUUCCUGCUCGCUGUGUCCUGCACUCUCGCGGAGGGCAUGCGGGUCACGUGCGCGUCGAUGGGAAUAAACUCUGCCAAUAACAAAGGGGAAUCGUGCUACGACAAACUUGAACAACGGGUGCAACAGUACAGCCUCCCUGUGUCCACGGCUUCAAUGGUGCAAGCAGCGAUGUAUUCUCUAUGGGGAUCAACAGUCUUUUCAGCCUUCAUUGCUUGGUUUCAUCUUCGUCUGUACUUCCGGUCCCUCUGAGGAUAAAGACGUCCACUGAUUCAUGGGUGUGUGUGUGUGUGCAUAUGUUUAUAUAUAUAUA
This is a messenger RNA of Penaeus indicus, 882 nucleotides long. RefSeq lists its product as uncharacterized. Bases 177 to 821 code for a protein of 214 amino acids. The transcript has 5 exons. Lineage: Eukaryota; Metazoa; Arthropoda; Malacostraca; Decapoda; Penaeidae. The record is from RefSeq and is a predicted model, not a curated record.